Molecule: messenger RNA, 1500 nt
Organism: Gymnodraco acuticeps
Lineage: Eukaryota; Metazoa; Chordata; Actinopteri; Perciformes; Bathydraconidae
Gene: trmt61a
Product: tRNA methyltransferase 61A
Exons: 4
Coding region: 219-1118 (299 amino acids)
Biological process (GO): tRNA methylation
Cellular component (GO): nucleus; tRNA (m1A) methyltransferase complex
Source: RefSeq, a predicted model, not a curated record
AACUUCCUCUGAAAACAACACCACGUGUGUGCAGGGAAUGAAUGGUUUCUGACAGCCUUUCCACAUCCACAUUCAAAGUCGUUAAGAGCUAAACCUACCGUUUACUGAGCAACGGUUGUGUUCGUUUAAAACUGCAGAGCACGCGGGUUCUGAAGAAGGUACGUUGAGGGUCCGCCAACGGUUCUGAACGAAGUUAACCGUUAGGUACGGUUCUCACCAUGAGUUUUGUGGAGUACUCGGAUUGCAUUCAGGAUGGGGAUGUCGCCAUCGUGUACCUGGGCCAUGAAUCCAUGACGCCAGUGAAGGUGAAACGGGGCGCCCAAACACAGACGCGUUAUGGAGUCAUUCGCCACUCCACAGACCUGAUCGGUCAGCGGUACGGGUCAAAGGUCACCUGCAGCAAAGGUGGCUGGGUGUACGUGCUUCACCCCACACCUGAGCUGUGGACCGUCAACCUGCCGCACCGCACACAGAUUCUCUACACCACCGACAUCGCCACCAUCACCAUGAUGCUGGAGCUGAAGCCGGGGAGUGUGGUCUGCGAGUCAGGGACGGGCAGCGGCUCCCUCUCCCACGCCAUCCUGAGAACCAUCGCCCCCACAGGACACCUGCACACCGUGGAAUUCCACCAGCAGCGAUCGGAGAAGGUGUUGGAGGAGUUCAAGGAGCACCGCGUGGAUCACCUGGUCACCGUCAGGAACCAGGACGCGUGCAAAGACGGGUUCGGAGUGACGGGGGUGGCGGACGCCGUCUUCCUGGACAUCCCCAGCCCCUGGGAGGCCGUGAGACACGCCAAGGCUGCGAUGAAGAAACACGGAGGCCGGGUGUGUUCGUUCUCUCCGUGCAUCGAGCAGGUUCAGAAGACGUGCGAGGCGUUUUCCGAUCAAGGUUUCGAGGACAUCAACUCCAUAGAGGUCCUGCUGAGGGUCCACGACGUGCGGACCGUCUACUUGCCGCUGCCGGACUUCGGCCCGGACCCCUCUGCUCAGAUUCAGCCUGACUCCACCAUAACACCGCCUCAAAACCACGCCUCCAUCGCCGUUAAGACCACCAUCCCGCCCAGAGAUGUACAAGGGCACACAGGGUACCUCACCUUCGCUACCAAGCCCAGGACCUAAUUAUAAUUUAUUUACACCACAAGUACACAGGAUGUAUUUUAUAAUCUGGUCGCUGUGCUUCGCUCUAAUGUGCUUUCAUGUACAUUAAUGAGGCGGUGAUAAUCCAGCGGAGGCACCAGGCUCCUCCAGGUCCGGCUGGCACUGCAGCAGCGAGAGGAUUUACACUUUGUGUUACAUCAUUUCAUCCUCCCGUCACUUGGCACCAGGUUUGUUGCUUGCAUCAAGCACGAGUGAAUCCAUUUCCUUUGAGAAGAGUGGACUACACUUCAUGUCUUCCCUUUUUAUAAAACAUUUCAUUUUACAUUUGUUGGGGGACAACAUUUUCUUUCUCCAUUUUGUGCACUUUUGUAUUCAAGUAAAUACAAUAAAUGUAUAAAAAGAU